This is a messenger RNA of Tupaia belangeri chinensis (Chinese tree shrew), 7514 nucleotides long. It is a transcript of the gene NRIP1, whose product is annotated as nuclear receptor interacting protein 1. Lineage: Eukaryota; Metazoa; Chordata; Mammalia; Scandentia; Tupaiidae. The transcript has 3 exons. Gene Ontology annotation, molecular function: nuclear estrogen receptor binding; transcription corepressor activity; nuclear glucocorticoid receptor binding. Gene Ontology annotation, cellular component: nucleus. The record is from RefSeq and is a predicted model, not a curated record. The coding region runs from base 567 to 4043 and encodes 1158 amino acids. Gene Ontology annotation, biological process: positive regulation of transcription by RNA polymerase II; negative regulation of transcription by RNA polymerase II; cellular response to estradiol stimulus.
UAGUUAUUUUUCUUAAUUUUCAGGGAGUGUUUGGAUUGUAAGCUAUUUCGGAACUCUUCUUAGGACUCAUUAUUUUAACAUUGGAAGAAACACAUGCAGAAGAUGCACACUUGACUGAAGGAGGACCGGGGAAUCUGAAGACUCUAGAUGACAUCAGAGCUACUUUCCAACAGCCUUCUCAAUUUUCCUUCUCAGAAAGCAGAGGCUCAAACCAGGAAGCGAGUGAAUACUGGUAUUUGCUUGUAAAUGGGGAACAAAAGAUGAAGAAGGAAAAUCAGUGUAUUCACUGAGGAUUAUAUCUGCCUGCUGCUACAGAUCUAUGUGCUAAAGAAUUAUUCUUCUUACAUAAAAGUUGGUCAGCUCAGUGGUCAAACUGCGUUGGAGUUUUCCCAUCUAUAUCUCGUCACUACCAGAAGUAAUCCUGGUCAGAAUGUAACAGUACAUCUCCACCUAACUGCUAUGGAAGGUGAUAAACUGACACUCGCUUAUUAAAGUUACAUCUCACCACAGAAAACCAUUCUUUAAAGUGAAUAGAAAUCAAGCCCCUGUGAACACUUCUAUUGAACAUGACUCAUGGAGAAGAGCUUAGCUCUGAUGUGCACCAGGAUUCUAUUGUUUUAACUUACUUAGAAGGAUUACUAAUGCAUCAGGCAGCAGGGGGAUCAGGUUCUGCCAUUGACAAAAAGUCUACUGGGCGUAAUGAAGAAGAUCAGAACUUUAACAUAUCUGGCAGUGCAUUUCCCACCUGUCAAAGUAAUGGUCCAGUUCUCAAUACACAUACAUACCAGGGAUCUGGCAUGCUUCAUCUCAAAAAAGCCAGACUGUUGCAGUCUUCUGAGGACUGGAAUGCAGCAAAGCGGAAGAGGCUGUCCGAUUCCAUCGUAAAUUUAAAUGUAAAGAAGGAAGCUUUGCUAGCUGGCAUGGUUGACAAUGUGCCUAAAGGCAAACAGGAUAGCACAUUACUGGCCUCUUUGCUUCAGUCAUUCAGCUCUAGGCUUCAGACCGUUGCUCUGUCACAACAAAUUAGGCAGAGCCUCAAGGAGCAAGGAUAUGCCCUCAGUCAUGAUUCUUUAAAAGUGGAGAAGGAUUUAAGGUGCUAUGGUGUUGCAUCAAGUCACUUAAAAACUUUGUUGAAGAAAAGUAAAGCUAAAGAACAAAAGCCUGAUACCAAUCUUCCUGAUGUAACUAAAAACCUGAUUAGAGACAGGUUUGUGGAGUCACCACAUCAUGUUGGACAAAGUGGAACAAAGGUCAUGAGUGAGCCCCUGUCAUGUGCUGCAAGACUGCAAGCUGUUGCAAGCAUGGUAGAAAAAAGGGCUAGCCCAGCCACCUCACCGAAACCUAGUGUUGCUUGUAGCCAGUUAGCAUUACUCCUUUCAAGCGAAGCCCAUUUGCAGCAGUAUUCUCGGGAACAUGCUUUAAAAACCCAAAAUGCAAAUCAAGCAGCAAGUGAAAGACUUGCUGCUAUGGCCAGAUUACAAGAAAAUGGCCAAAAGGAUGUUGGCAAUUUCCAGAUCUCAAAAGGAGUAUCAAGCCAUCUUAAUGGUCAGGCAAGAACAUCCUCGAGCAAAGUAAUGGCUAGCAAAAGUAAUACCACAACAUUUCAAAAUCCAGUGGGUAUUGUUCCUUCUUCCCCCAAAAAUGUGAGCUAUAAGAACUCACUGGAGAGAAAUAGUAUAAAACAAACUGCUAAUAAUAGUUUGCUUUUACAUCUUCUUAAAAGCCAGACCAUACCUAAGCCAAUGAACGGACACAAUCAUAGUGAGAGGGGAAGCAUUUUCGAAGACAGUAGUACACCUACAACUGUUGAUGAAUAUUCAGAUAACAAUCCUAGUUUUACAGAUGACAGCAGUGGUGAUGAAAGUUCUUAUUCCAACUGUGUCCCUAUAGACCUGUCUUGCAAACACCGAAUCGAAAAACCAGAAUCCGACCAACGUGUUUCUCUGGAUAACUUAACUCAGUCCUUACUAAACACCUGGGAUCCAAAGGUCCCAGAUGUAGAUAUGAAAGAAGAUCAAGAUACCUCAAAGAAUUCUAAGCUGAAUUCACACCAGAAAGUAACACUUCUUCAAUUGCUACUUGGCCAUAAGAAUGAAGAAAGUGUAGAAAAAAACACCAGCCCUCAGGGAGUACACAAUGAUGUGACAAAGUUCAGUGCACAAAAUUAUACAAGGACUUCUGUAAUAGAAAGCCCCAGUACAAAUAGGACUACUCCAGUGAGCACUCCACCCUUACUUCCAUCCACCAAAGCAGAGUCUCCCAUUAAUCUUUCUCAGCACUCUCUGGUCAUAAAAUGGAAUUCUCCACCAUACGCCUGCAGCAGUCAGUCUGAAAAGCUAGCAAAUACGGCGUCUAACCACUUGAUGGACCUCACAAAAAACAAAGAAUCAAAAGGAGAGAAACCAGCCACAACUGAAAGUGCACAAAACUCUGCAACUUUCAGUGCCAGUAAGCUGUUACAAAAUUUAGCGCAAUGUGGAAUGCAAUCCUCCAUGUCAGUGGAAGAACAGAGACCCAGCAAACAGCUAUUAACUGUAAACACAGAUAAACCUAUAGGUGUGAUUGAUAGAUUAAAUAGCUCUCUGCUUUCAAACAAAACAAAUGCAGUCGAAGAAAAUAAAGCAUUCAGUAGUCAACAAGCAGGUCCUGAAGCGGGACUUUCAGGCUCUGAAAUAGAAAAUCUGCUUGAAAGACGCACUGUCCUACAGUUGCUCCUGGGAAACCCCAACAAAGGGAAGAGUGAGAAGAAAGACAAAAUUCCUUUAAGAGACGAAAGUACUCAGGAACAUACAGAUAGAGCUUUAAAUGAACAAAUACUGAUGGUGAAAAUAAAAUCUGAGCCUUGUGAUGACUCAAAUAUUCAUAAUACAAAUGUGCACUUGAGCCAUGACACUAAGGGUGCUCCAUUCUUAGGUAUGGCUCCCACCAUGCAGAGAAGCGCUGCCGCCUUACCAGUAUCCGAGGACUUUAAAUCAGAGCCCGCUUCACCUCAGGAUUUUUCUUUCUCAAAGAAUGGUCUGUUAAGUCGAUUGUUGAGACAAAAUCAAGAGAGUUAUCUGGCAGAUGAUCCAGACAAGAGUCACAGAAAUAGUGAACUGACACUUUUGGAAUCAAAGAAUCUUUGCAUGGUCCCUAAGAAAAGGAAGCUUUAUACUGAGCCAUUGGAAAAUCCAUUUAAAAAGAUGAAAAAUAACAUCGUUGAUGCUGCAAACAAUCACAGUGCUCCGGAAGUACUUUAUGGGUCCUUGCUUAACCAGGAAGAGCUGAAAUUUAGCAGAAAUGACCUAGAAUUUAAAUACCCUGCUGGUCUUGGUUCAGCCAGUGAGAGUGAACAUAGGAGUUGGGCCAGAGAGAGCAAAAGCUUCAAUGUUCUGAAACAGCUGCUGCUCUCAGAGAACUGUGUGCGGGAUUUGUCCCCACAUCGGAGUAACUCUGUCAUUGAUGGUAAAAAGAAAGGACACAAAAAUAAUGUGACCAGUAGCAAACCUGAGUUCAGCAUGUCCUCUUUAAAUGGUCUGAUGUACAGUUCCACUCAGCCCAACACAUGCAUGGAUAGCAGGACAUUUUCAUACCCAGGAGUAGUAAAAACUCCUGUAAGUCCCCCUUUCUCUGAGCACUUGAGCUGUGUGGGGUCUAGGUCUGAAACUGGGCUUUUGAAUGGGUGUUCUUUGCCCAGUGAAAAGGGACCCAUUAAGUGGGUUAUCACAGAUGUGGAUAAGAGUGAGUAUGAAAAAGACUCCCCAAGACUGACCAAAACUAACCCAAUACUGUAUUACAUGCUCCAGAAAGGAGGCAGUUCUGUUACCAGUCGAGAAACACAGGACAGGGACAUUUGGAGGGAGCCUUCCACUGCCGACAGUGUCUCACAGGUUACAGUCAAAGAAGAGUUACUUCCUGCUGCAGAACCUAAAGCUUCUUUCUUUAAUUUAAGAAGCCCUUACAAUAGCCAUAUGGGAAAUAAUACUUCUCGCCCACACAGCGCAAAUGGAGAAGUUUAUGGACUUUUGGGAAACGUGCUAACAAUAAAAAAAGAAUCAGAAUGAAAUGUACCUGCCAUCCAGCUCUGGAUCUUUUAAAAACUAGUAUAAACUUGAGAUCUGUAUAAAUAAGAGCAUGAUUUGAGAAAAGCAUGGUAUAAAUUGAAACCUUUUUCAUUUUGAAAAGUAUUGGUUACUGGUGAUGUUUAAAUAUGCAUACUAAUUUUUGCUUAACAUUAGAUGUCAUGAGGAAACUACUGAACUAGCAAUUGGUUGUUUAACACUUCUGUAUGCAUCUGAUAACAACUGUGAGUAGCCUAUGAAUGAAAUUCUUUUAUAAUCAUAAAUAAUAGGCAUAAAUUAAAACAUAAAAUUCCAUCCAUAGUGGAUUAAUGCAUUUUACUGCCUUUAAUAGGAUACUUUAUUUUGCUUUUCAGAAGUCAGCCUACAUAACACAUUUUUUAAAGUCCAAACUGUUAAAUAACUCUUUAAAGGUUAAUUUUCCAAUAAAAAAAAAAGAAUGCUGAGUCACAUCUCAUUAUCCAAUUCAAAAAUAAAUUAGAAAAGAUGUGCUUACAUUUUUCACUUUUGCUAAAAAACAUAAUUUAUUUUUAACUCUUGGAAGGGGUUUUGUGAUUCCAAUGUGUCUGUCCCACCCCAGUCGUUUUCAAUAUAUAUUUCUUUAAACCUUGUACUACUUUAAAAAUCGAUUACAAUUGAGGGAAGUUUGAUAGAUUCUUUAAAAAAAAAUUAAAAAGGCAGAUUUCCAUUUUUGUAUUUUAACUACUUUACUAAAUUAAUGCUCCUUUUACAGAAUUAGAAAAGUUAACAUUUAUCUUCAGGUGGUUUCCUGAAUAGUUGAAUAUUUAAGAAAUUGUUUUUAGCAAACACAAUGGCUUUUCUUUGGACAGUUUUCCUCAUCUCUUGUAAAAGUUAAUUCUCACCAUUCCUGUGGUACCUGUGAGUUUUAUGAUGAGGAUUUCAUAAAGCUGGACUCAGACCACCUGCAUUAGAAUCAUCUGGAGCACUUAUUCUAAAAUGCAGAUUAAUAGGCAGCUUCUCAGAUCUGCAGAACAAGAGUCUCUGCUAGUGGACCUGGGAAUCCUCCAUCUGCAUCUUAAAGUGCCUUCUAGGUGUUUCUUCUGCACACCGAAGUCUGAGAAUCAUUGCUUAUGACUUUACUCAGAAUAUGGGACUGUAAAAAAUUAUUUAAAAAAAUUAUUUGAUGCCUCUAUUUUCCCCAGUACAGUCACACAUGACUCAAAAUUUGCAGUAUUGUAGUUCAUAUAUUACCGUUAAUGUCUUUGAAAAUCGGGUUCAGAAUACUUUUUAUGACAAAAAAAAAUGUGGGUAGAGGGGACAAUUUUCAUAUCUGGCUCAACAUCUCAGGAAAAUCUGUGAUUGUUUAUGUGUUCUAAUGAGUAACAUCUACUUAAUUAGCCUUAGGGGUGGAAUAACAGGGCCACUUACCAAACUCAGGUGAUUCCAGGAUGGUUUGGAAACUUCUGAAUACAUCCUUAACGUCUAUUAAAAACCAUUGUCCUAAGAAUAGUGCAGACAGAGAUCAAAACAUUUAAUUCAAACCCAAGGAAGGCACUAAACUUAGAUUGAUUAAACAAAAAAGUACAAAGGGCACAUAAAUAUGACAGAAUUAUACAUAGUCACUCCAUUGAAUCUGUUACUUUAAAAUAGUGAUUAACAGUAAACAUCGAUACUGUCUUGAAAGAACCUAAUAUGUUAUUGAUCCACAUGGGGUUUUGAUCUUGAAACAAAUCUGUUUUCUGUUUUUAAGUUCAGUUUUUAUGAUCAACAGUUCAUUCAUCAGAUAAUAUUUUGUUUUUAAUUGUGAACCAGGUUAGCAGCUGACCUAUCAAAAAUUCAUUUUAUAAUCAACUAGUAAUUAGAAGGCAAUUCAUUUGAAGUUGUUCUACUUGAAGUUGUUUCUAAAAUAUUUAUAUUAAAAUGGGUGUUAUUUCCUAAUAUGAUCCAAAGCUCUAAAGAGCUAUUUUGUUUUCAAAUGGUUCGUAAGUAGUUACUGGAUAUAUUACAUGCUAAUAAGGAGUCAAUAUUACUUUACAUCAUGUUAAGGUGAAGGCGUAUGCUUAUUCUGACAUGAAAAUUCUGUGACCAGUGGAAAUAUUCUGCUCCCUGUCCACACUGUGACAAUCUUGUCUACACUAUCUAUUAAACAAGUCAUUUUUUCCGUCAUGGCAAAAGGUCUGGAGGUAGGUCAGAGUAAAUUUGGUAUUCUCCCUUGGUCAGGGGGAAAUGGGCUUUUUACAAGGCAGUGAAAUUUGGGUCAGAGAAAACAUCAUCAAGGGCCAGCAUUGCCGUUUAUUUGAUUUUUUUUUUUUUGGUUGGUUGGUUAUUUUUCUUGUUCUUAACAGUUAAAGGAAUGAGAAUAUGCAAUACAUAAAUAAAUCUGAUCAUAGAGAAUGCUGUUCUGAUUUACUAGAAAAUGGCCCCAGUUUGAGUUUAGGGUGAUUUCAAAGAAGAGCAGUGAGAAAGGGCAUCCAUCCACAAAUUCACUUUGUUUAUGCAUAUGUAGAUAUGAGGAUGCACAUAUACACAUUUUUCAAAGACUAUUUUAGAUAUCUAGACAAUUUCUUCCUAAUAAAGUCAUUUGUGAAAGGGUACUACAGCUCUCAUUGACAUCAGUAAGGUAGCAUUACCUGUUUAUUCUCUGCUGCAUCUUACAGAAGAGUAAACUGGUGAGAGUAUAUAUUUUAUAUAUAUAUAUAUAAUGUGUGUGUAUAUAUAUAUAUAUAUAAUCGACUUGUUACAUGAAGAUGUUAAAAUUGGUUUUUAAAGGUGAUGUAAAUAAUGAUUUCCUUAAUGAAAAAUACAUAUUUUGUAUUGUUCUAAUGCAACAGAAAAGCCUUUUAAUCUCUUUGGUUUCUGUAUAUUCCAUGUAUAAGUGUAAAUAUAAUCAGACAGGUUUAAAAAUUGUGCAUGUAUGUAUACAGUUGCAAGUCUGGACAAAUGUAUAGAAUAAACCUUUUAUUUAAGUUGUGAUUACCUGCUGCAUGAAAAGUGCAUGGGGGACCCUGUGCAUCUGUGCAUUUGGCAAAAUGUCUUAACAAGUCAGAUCAGAUGUUCAUCCCAACAUGACAGUAUUCCAUUUCUGGACAUGACUUCUGUGGUUUAAACUUUGUGAAAGAAUGUUCUUUGAAUCCAAGGGUCUUAAUUUUUUUUUUUUUUUAAAUUAAGUCAACCACUUUUCAGCAUAAGGAAUUCACACAACUGCUUUCAUGGAUUUUUAAAUCCCAUCGGAAAUAUAAUAUUGUACCAGGAGUAUUUCCAUAUUAGCAAAUACUGGAAUACAGGCACAGUACAUGGUAACAUUUCUGGAGUUUACACAACCAAUUUUGAUGCGAUCUGUUCAAUAAUAUAAUUUGCCAUUUUUAUUAGACAAUUAAUUUCUUCAUGUGAUGUCAUGAAACUGUAUAUACUGCAGUGUGAAUUUUUUGUUUUGUUUUUUAAUCUUUUAGUGUUUACUUCCUGCAGUGAAUUUGAAUAAAUGAGGAAAAAAAUGCA